AAUAAUCCACUUCCUUUAAGGCUACACACCGCACUUCCCUUUAAGACAAAACAUAACAACUCAACAGCUGAUACGAAACAUGGCGGCGGUAAACACAGACUCCAAAGCCACGGGAGAGCACAUCAAAGCCAUUUUGCGCCGCUGCAGGGGUCGACCGAGGCUGACAGACGCGGACCGUGCUCAGCGGCGGCUCGAAUCGCGGAAGAAGUACGAUGUGCGGCGGGUUUAUCUGGGAGAAGCGCAUCAGGUCUGGAGCGAGCUGCGCCGGCGCACGAGCCUGAGCGACGCGGGGCUCGCGGAGUAUUUAAUCCUGCUCAAUUCUGCAUAUGGAGAAAAAUACCAGCAGAAACACGGCAAGAGGAAAACCCUUCCUGAACAAUGCAGCAGUCAUGGGAAAGGGAAGAAGGUGUCUGCCACCAAUUUGCAGACGGUGGUGAGCUGGUAUCAAGGUCACUGUCAGUCCUGUCAGCACGAGCCUGAGCUGCAGGUGGUGGAGCCCACUGUGGGUUUGUCUACAUCUGCACUGUGGCAAUGUGUGGCCGGUCAUUCGUUUGUGCAGUACCUGCCCUGGCCUGCAGGAGGCGAGUCCGAGUCAGACGUGGAGGAUGGUGUUAUGGAGAAAGAUGAAGAAGACAGGCCUCCAGAGAAGAAAUCUACUGUCAGUGAGAGUAUCAACACCAAAAACGCCAUCAGUGACUUGGAAGACAAUGAUCAUCCUUCCCACGUGGAGCAUCAGAUGACAUGCACAUCCCUCAGUGAUCUCCCAGGAUCCCCUGCGGCCCACAGCAGUCCCGCCUCGGAGCGCUGUCCAUGGGAGAUGGAGAUGCUCAUGGACCGAGAAGCCCAGGCCGCUCUGGUUGAGACCGAUGGAAAAGCUUCGAGUGAGGAUGCGGCGAGAGAGACCGACCCUGUCAAGGAGCAGACGGACGCUUCGGGAACUUUAGAGAAGGCGGACAGUGGAGGUGGCUUGACGGAGAGUUACGAAUGCGUGGUUGUCACGGCGCCCUUGACGGACAGACAGGAGAGGGAGGAUGGAGCAAACUGUUCUAGAGAAGGUGGGGUGGAGGGCAUCCCAUCGUUGUCGGCCGCCCCAGCGCAGAGCCAGCUGUUUGAGAGUCAGGACCUGCAGACUGUGAUGGGCGGAUGUGAGCUGCCGGAUCAGCGCUCCACACUGGAAGGAUCUCAACUGAUCAUUAUUACAGGCCCAAGUUACGAGGCUCUGGCGUCUGAAGGCAUUCAGCUGAACGUGGCUGGCGGUGAUGUUGAGGAGGUCACCUGCACGCUGAUCGGGGACGUGUCGUAUAAUCAGAUGUGUCAGUCACGUCCCAGCGCCGAUCUGGCUGAGAAGCAGUUAUUGGAUCCCGGUGAAGAAAUUCACUGUUCGAAAGCGCUUCAGCAAUCUCUCAGUAGGUGUAAGCGGAGCCGGCGGGGUCCAGUAAUCGAGGCAGACGGCAUGCUGAAGAUGUUCCACUGUCCGUAUGAAGGCUGCAGUCAGGUGUACGUGGCCAUUAGCAGUUUCCAGAAUCACGUGAACCUGGUGCACAGGAAGGGCCGGACCAAAGUCUGUCCUCAUCCAGGCUGCGGGAAGAAGUUUUAUCUGUCUAACCAUCUUCAUCGGCACAUGAUCAUACACUCAGGUGUGCGAGACUUUAUCUGUGAAACAUGUGGGAAGUCAUUUAAACGCAAGAAUCACUUAGAAGUGCACAGACGAACACACACGGGAGAGACGCCGUUACAAUGUGAGAUAUGUGGGUAUCAGUGUCGACAGAGAGCGUCACUCAACUGGCACAUGAGGAAACACACGUCUGAAGCGCACUUCAACUAUACGUGUGAACACUGCGGCAAACGCUUCGAGAAACUCGACAGCGUCAAGUUCCACAAACUCAAGAGCCAUCCAGACAAACAGCCCACCUGAAAGACGCUUGAAG
Messenger RNA from Sinocyclocheilus rhinocerous, 1928 nucleotides. Its product is annotated as zinc finger protein 653-like. The transcript is spliced from 10 exons. NCBI's taxonomy places the organism in Eukaryota, Metazoa, Chordata, Actinopteri, Cypriniformes, Cyprinidae. Gene Ontology annotation, biological process: regulation of transcription by RNA polymerase II. Gene Ontology annotation, molecular function: transcription coregulator activity. Gene Ontology annotation, cellular component: nucleus. The record is from RefSeq and is a predicted model, not a curated record. Bases 80 to 1915 code for a protein of 611 amino acids.